AUGAUAUUAAGAAGUUUGCGGUCAAAUCAUUUGAGAUAUGGUUUUAUUUGUGUCCAAAACCGAAGUUUCAAAUACAGACAAACCUCCCGAUCCUUCCUAUCAGACAAGGAUAGGGUCCGUGACUUCAUCGCACUGUUGGGCUCUCAUGAGAGACAAUACCUCUACGAAGAGUUGCAUCGAUUGCAGCAAAACGUAUCUCAACGAUGGCAGCGGCAGGUCUUGGAAACGCAUUGUCAGACAUUGCGGGCAUUGGAUCGGCCUAUUAUGUGGAACAGUUCGCAGCUAGGAUUGGUGUCAAAUCUCCAGAUCUGUCUUUAGCUCAGUUACAGAUGCCUCGCACGCGAUGGUCAAUACAGUUGGGCCGAGCCUUUGGUAUUACCAUUGGGUGUCUGUUAGGG
Oppiella nova is the source of this 398-nucleotide messenger RNA. Lineage: Eukaryota; Metazoa; Arthropoda; Arachnida; Sarcoptiformes; Oppiidae. The record is from the annotation of a GenBank genome assembly.